GUCGUUUGAGCUUUGCAUACGACAAAAUACAACUUCAUCUGCUCGCUUGCUCUUUUGCGCCUUUACGUUGCGCGCCUUUCCCCCCCCUUCUGCAUAGCCCAUCACCAUCACUGUUCUUACCGUUUGCAUUUUGUCCUGGAGAACAGCCAAACGCUACAAUUACCGGCUCACUUCACGUCGCUGCUGCCUCGCUUGGUGGCUGCAAUCGUCAUCAUGGAUUAUGCCGCCUGUAACGUUAUCUACAUCGACAAGCGGGUGCGGCAUGACCGUCCUCUGACCCGCUCUCACUCUUCGGCUGCAGGAGCCUCCUCAUCUUCGGGCGCGGGAGACGUCGAUCUUAGUACGGAACACGAGACUGUCCAAAUAAAUCUUCGCAUAUUACUUUCCAUUUUUCAUCAAGUCCACAUUUGCAAGACAGGGCAUGCGUGUGUAGAGAAGGUGGGCGAAAUUGAAGAGCUCCAAGCCUCGGAGUUGCGGCCGACGCUUGUCUUCCUUGAUAUGCCAUUGGACGAUUAUUCCCAACAUCAUGUGGGAGAAGGCCGCAGUAAGCUCUGGAAGGCUUCGUCUCCACCAGGGUCACCACGUUCUCAACGUCCGCAAGACCCCGAAAACAUGGCACCGCCAUUGUAUGGACCAGUAUUAUUGCAGCAGCUCACUUCGCAUAUACUUUCGUUUGGCUGGUCCAAGUUAGUGGUCCCCAUCGCCAUGGUCGACCUUGGUGAUCAACAAGGCGCAAGUGGGACAUCAGAUGUGGGUCCUCACAGCGCAUCGCCCCACGAGAAGCCAGCGACCAUUGCCCACGACAAAAUGCUACAAUGCCUAGAAACUGGAGCUGUGGACGUAAUUUCUAGUCCAUUUUCAAAAGACCGUAUUGCCGCUUUGGCUGUCCACGCGUAUCGUGUGCACAAGGAACUGUCAAAGCAGCAGACGGGCUUUCUUCCCACGAGAAGAGGACGCAAGCGAUCCUGGGUCGGAGUCGACGAGGAGAAGCCUUAUGCGUAUCUCCGAGAAGCCAUGGUGUCUGGUCUCAUGGAUGGUAUCUGUAAACCGGUAGAGAUUGAGGACCGAUAUGACCAUGAUGAAAUUUCAAUAAGUCCCGAGCGACUGAAAGCUGUUGCAAAGGCCGUCGGCACGUGGGACUUUUCGCCUCACGAGUUUACCGAUGACGAACUAGUCUACGGAGCCUUACUUAUGCUACAGCACGCGCUUGAGAUGCCUGGCCUGGAAAAGUUUCGGAUGUCCGCAGAGGAUCUCCUUGCUUUUCUCGUGGCCAGCCGAUCUGCUUACAAUUCCUUUGUUCUGUACCACAACUUUCGCCAUGUCAUCGAUGUCUUGCAAGCAGUCUUCUUUUUCCUCCUUCAGAUUGGCACGAUCCCGCCUUUUCAAGGCCGUCCGGUGCAACCCACGGCCAAAAUUUCUCCGAUUGGCUCUCUUAUCCAGCCAUUUGAUGCUCUCACGCUUCUCAUCUCCGCAAUUGGUCAUGAUGUUGGUCACCCCGGUGUGAACAAUGCGUUUUUGAUUACGCUAAAUGCGCCGCUUGCGCAACUCUACAAUGAUCGAUCGGUUCUGGAGUCGUUUCACUGCGCCGCCUACUCUCAGAUUUUACGGCGAUACUGGCCGGCGGCGUUUCAGGACACGAAUAUGCGAAAACUUCUUAUCAACUGUAUCCUCGCCACCGACAUGGGAGUUCACUUUCAAUACAUGAAGGAUGUCGGGAACUUGCAGGAAAAGCUGGCGGAGAAUAAGGGCACUGAUGGGUGGAGUCCAAAAGUCUUGGAGGAAUACAAGGCAUUAGCCUGCGGACUCUUGAUCAAAUGUGCCGACAUUAGCAACGUCGCUCGCAAAUUUAGUACCGCGGCCGAGUGGGCUUAUAUUUUGACUGGCGAGUUUGCUCGCCAGUGCACGAUGGAGCAAGAACUCCAAAUACCUACGGCCCUCUUUGGCGGGCCACCAGUACAAGAUUCAAUCGUCAAACUCGGCGAAUCCCAGCUUGGGUUCAUGAACAUUUUUGCUUAUCCGCUUUUCGAAGCGGUUGCAAACAUAUUACCUGCCAUGCAGUUUUCCGUCGAUGAGAUUGUUGCAAACAAGGUCAUUUGGGAGACUACGAUUGCCCAGGAGAGGGAAAAGUUGAAGGAAAAGGGUUUGGAAGGGGGCGAAGAGGAGACGAGCCCAGCGCGACCAUCAGACUUUGACGGUACAUUCUCGCCUAGGUCUGGCAGCUCGCCGGACCUGACAAAGGUCCAAGAGAAUAUGGCGAAUGAACAUCCGCCAAAAUCAACAAGUCAGUCACCCAUGUCGUCUUCCAUGUUGAGCAUAUCAAAGGGAGAUCCCGAGGCCGCAAGCCGGUCGUCUCUGAGCGCCGUCGGAGCGCUAAAGGGCACGCCAUCUCAUUCCCACGCGGCGUCACGCCGGUCCUCAUUGGGAUCGCCGGGCUUCGCGACCCCAGCUUCUAAUCUAGCUUCGCGGAGGUCCUCAGGUGCGUUCAAGAGCAUAUCCCCGCCAAGCGUGCAAACCGGGGGCUCAUACAAACCGCGUGUUCCUAGUGAGUUGCAGCUAGGUGAUGAAAAGCCGUCUGCGGAGGCAAGCCAGCGACCUGCAGGUGUCGAGCAGCAGAGUUCCUCGAACCGUGUGCCCGCUACCGCCCCCGAAAAUGACACAACACGACCGAAUGGAGCCCUAAUUGGACCAGCCGCCGCCGCCGCUGCCGAUGUGGACCUUGUCGAAAACCCAUAUCGACCGAGUCAACAUCACCCCUCUGGUCGAAACAAUGACGAGUCGAACAAUCGCUUCUCCACAUCUUCCUCACAAGCAGCUCGAGGCGGUUGGAGCCCUGGACCGGGCUCGUCAGGUGUGUCUCCUUCGCCAGGAACACAAGCAACUUCUGUCGCCAGCGGCGACGCAGCGUCCCAUACUGCACAAAGUAACCGAUGCAGCUCCCCCCCACUCUCGUCUUUGCAUGAAAAUGCGGACCACCAGCAGCGGCCGCCGCCGCCUCCCAAGGAAGAAAAGAAUAACAUUGUGACAUCAAUAAGUGGAGCACCCAAGACGAUUCGACGUCGCACGAGCAGAUUUCGACUAGACUUUUGGCGGAAAAAGUCGUCCAAAAGUCGAAGUCAGAGUAAGGAAGCUUGUCCAAGAGAUUAGCUAGUCAUGUGUUCUUACGGUAUUUUUGCCCAUCUUGUCCGCUUGAAUCUCACCCAAGCUUGUAUUUCUGAGAUUUCAUCUUCAACCUAUAGUCUCUGGAGGAAGGGAAAUUCGAUUAUAACUCCGCUCCUAGUCAUUGCCACUAUUUUAAUGUAUGAGAUAUGUAUUCUUGGUUGUCCCGGCCUUUUAUCUCCCUUAUCGUUUUGUUCGAGUAUUCUUUUUUUUUUCCGGUGCUUUCUCUUCCUUUCUGUUGCUCUCUGAUUUCCCCUUUUAUUUCAUUUUUUCAUUGUAUCAAA
Molecule: messenger RNA, 3440 nt
Organism: Xylona heveae TC161
Lineage: Eukaryota; Fungi; Ascomycota; Xylonomycetes; Xylonales; Xylonaceae
Product: HD-domain/PDEase-like protein
Exons: 6
Coding region: 214-3144 (976 amino acids)
Biological process (GO): signal transduction
Molecular function (GO): 3',5'-cyclic-nucleotide phosphodiesterase activity
Source: RefSeq, a predicted model, not a curated record